AUGGAGCACCUCGUGCGCGACCCGGUUCUUCGGACACGGGUGUACCACCUCAAGGGCGAAGGGAUGGCGUUCAAGGUCACGGUCACGCUCCGUGCAAGAAUGGUGGAGAAGUGGAUCCGGGGCGUGAAGAGGGACUUUCUCGACGCCGCAGCGACCAAGUGCGUUGGGUUGGACUCCGAGUUCACCUACCCUCGCGUGCGUAAUCAGCGCGCCGCCAUCCUUCAACUCUCGGUGGCGUCUGAGACGUUGGUGUUCCAAAUUAUUCAUGCCGAUAAAGUGCCACAAGUGCUCAAGGAUUUCUUGCAGGACGGGAACAUCAGAUUCUGCGGCGCCGCUAUCGGCAAUGAUGUGAAAAACUUAAGUCCCUAUGGCAUUCACAUCACUUCUGCGUACGACCUCCAGAAGGUAGUCCCGAACCCCACCACCAAGCCCACUCCAAGUCUAUAUGAUUUGGCAAACUAUACCAUUGGGACAAACCUUGAGCAGAAGAAGAAGUACAACAAUAAGAAGAUGGACGUCGCCGCGCAAGAAAAAGAAGAUGAGCUCAUUUUUGGAUGGACCAAUUAUCCAUUGAGCUACGAGCAAGUGCACUAUGCAGCACCAGACGCUCGCCUGGGCUUCGAGAUUUCUAGGAAGCAUUGGAUGCUAGUUGGCUACAAUAGCCAUGUUGAUCAUCUUAAUAUUUAG
Messenger RNA from Lolium perenne, 687 nucleotides. RefSeq lists its product as uncharacterized. Gene Ontology annotation, cellular component: cytoplasm; nucleus. Lineage: Eukaryota; Viridiplantae; Streptophyta; Magnoliopsida; Poales; Poaceae. Gene Ontology annotation, biological process: nucleobase-containing compound metabolic process. The record is from RefSeq and is a predicted model, not a curated record. Gene Ontology annotation, molecular function: nucleic acid binding; 3'-5' exonuclease activity.